Bombus terrestris (buff-tailed bumblebee) is the source of this 13563-nucleotide messenger RNA. RefSeq lists its product as uncharacterized. NCBI's taxonomy places the organism in Eukaryota, Metazoa, Arthropoda, Insecta, Hymenoptera, Apidae. Bases 865 to 13416 code for a protein of 4183 amino acids. The record is from RefSeq and is a predicted model, not a curated record. The transcript is spliced from 7 exons. Gene Ontology annotation, molecular function: RNA binding; SH3 domain binding. Gene Ontology annotation, cellular component: membrane; cytosol.
UAAGGUUUUCACUUUAUAAAAAGUGGACUUUGUAAAGAGCAUUGCUAUAUUAAAGUUGACAACGAAUGUGAACAAUCUGAAUUGUUAGUCAGUUCGUGACUGAAUUUAGGUUUUUAAACAUGAACAGUGAAGAUGUAAUUAAAUGAAUAGAAUACGCGGUGAUUGUGUAUCGAAACAUAUUUGCUAUAAUCGCACGACACGCGAUAGUGCUUGAACAUUGACUAUCACAUUAAGAAGUUGACAUUUUCUAAAAGUAGUUAAGUUUAACGUAACUAUCUGACAGCGAAGUAUACGUAUUGUUUAUCGAGAUUAGUGAAACUGAUUGUGCAACAUGGCGAUUAUAUUUGAAUAAUAAGUACACGUCGUUUUAUUAUUGUUUCGCUAACGUUGCGGAGAUUCUAUAUUUUUCUUGCAAUAAUUCGAGGAUAAUGAGUGUACACUAAUUGUGACACACGCGCGCACGCACACACAUACACACACACAUUGUUGCAAUUAAAAAUCAUAAGAAUUUAAUAUUAACCGUAAAAACGUAAGGAGUGAAAAGAAGAUUGAGAAAUAAAAAAAGGAUAGUCCUUUCUGUAUAUUUUGCAGAGGGCUUUAAUUUAUUAUGUAUAGUAAUAGGUUGUAAUAUUUUAAAGUUUGUGUUAGUAACUUGAUGAAGCAUUAGAAUGAACAUUACUUUAAAUGUACAGAUUUCUUUAAAGUAUUUCAUUUUCCAAAAUAAGAAGACCCUAAUUAAAUAAACUAUGCAGCAUAUAAACAUUAAUAUAAUAGGUUUAGUGCAUUUUAAGGGUCGUAUGACAGUGAACAGAACUGUAGACUCAAAUGCACUGUGAUAAUUAAAGUAUCAUAAUUAACAGUGUGAUGAGCAGCAGUGGAUAUCGUGGAAGAAGCUUUGGACCACGAGGUGCUCGUACAAAUGGUCCAGCCAAUGGCUUUAAUGUUCCCAGAUUUCCACAUCCUAGUUUUAAUCAUCCACGACCACCACAUAGGUUACCUGGUCCUGAGAAAUGGAUAGAACGUCCAAAUUUUACACCAUGGCAGCAGAAUAAAAAUUUUCAUUUGCAAUAUAGAGGAAAUUUACAAUAUCGACCAAAUAGCAGGGGUAGAACAAUAGGUGGUCGUGGAAUAAUAAGAUUUUCUGGGCCUGGUAGACCAACAUCAUCUCAAUUUCAUAUGGGCUUUAUAAGAAAUCCUAUACAUACAGCAUUAUUACCCCAUGAAGAAUUAAUUGAAGAUAAGCCUGUAUCAGUACCGCAAACCCCCUUGCUUGGUUCUGAAGAAGAACGUCAGCAAAAGAUUGCAGAAACAGCUGACAAAUUAAAGAAAAAAUUAUCCUCUAUAACAGAACAAGAAAUUACAAAUUUUUUGGAAGAUGAUUUGCCUAUAUUACCAAAUAAUGGUUCUGAAGAAGAAAAUACUCGAAAUAAAAUUAUCCCUGAGCUUAGACACGAACCACCUGAACUUAACUUGACAUUCACUGACCUUAAAGAUAUAGGCAGGAUUGAUUGUAAUAAUUUAAAAUUUGGAAAUGUAGAUAGUGAAUCUAAUAAUGAGAUUUCAAUUAAUUUUGAGAAGAAGUCUACAGAUAAUGUAAUAAGUACAAAUAAUGAAAUUACAAUUAUAGAUGAAGAAGAAUCCCUAAUCAUCUUGGAUCCAUAUGACAAAGAUGACUUCAAACAGUCAAAUAUGUUAUUGGAAGAUGAUAAAUGUCAUGAACAAAUACAUAACGAAUUGCCUGAUUUUAAAUGCAACAUAGAAAACUUACAAUUGCAAGGUAAUAAUAUCACAGAAAGUUUGAUAUCUUCAAACUCAAAUAAUGGUAAUGAAAAGUUAUUAACUUUGAAUUUAGAUGAGAAUAUAACAAAUUUAUUACCCACAGAUUCAGUAAAUAUUUCACUGCCAGAAAGAGCUUUAAAUGUUAAUGAUGUAGAAACAAGUUCUAUAUCAGUAUCAACUACAGAUGAUCAAAAUGAGUUAAAGACAGAUUUUCCACAAAAUCAAAACACUGUGCAAGUAGAUAUACAAGAUUCAAAUAGAGAUAACACACAGGAUACUAACAUCAAUAUACAACAUAAUAAUCACACAGAAACAAAGCUGCUUGAAGAUAAUCAAAUUCAAAAUAAUUUACAAAGAAAUGUAUCCCAAGAGAUAAUUCAUCAAAAUUUGGAAAAUAUAUCUGAUUGUUCUCGAAAGAGAUCACUUAAUUUUCUACCAUCUAAUGAAGAAAUUCAUUCAAACAGUGUCUGUGAUUCUACAUCUUCAACAUAUUCAAAUUAUGAAGCAAAUAAAUUAAAUGAUGAUAAGAAAUUAAAUAAUCCACCUAUUUUUCAAUCAAAGUUCUUUAAUAUAUCUCCAAGGUUAACUCCAAGGAUUGGGGAGCCUAGAGGCCAUUGGGUUUUCCAACAGAAUGGAAAAAAUUCAUUUUUUAGAGGAUCACAGAGAUUACUCUUUCAUGGUAAUCGAAUACCUCAACAAAGACAUGUUAAAUCAUUUAAAACAACUGAUUUAGUUCCAGUUGGAUUUGAUCCACGAGCACCACCACCAUUUACGCAUAAUGUACCUGUUUUAAACCAUGACUGUCAGCACAAUUCAAUAGCAAUAUUUUCUUCUAAUGAUUUGCCUCCUGCUUUUGAUCCAAGCGAACCUCCACCAAAUAUAAGAUCAAAAUCAGGUACUGAACCAUCUAGUAAACAAGAAAGUGUACAGUCUAUGCCCUCUUUAGAUUUGAAAGCUCAAACAUUAAGUACUUGUCAAAAUAAUUUAAAAGUUAUACAACAAUCGCCGACCUUUGAUCUCAGGGGAACACCUCCGAGAAUUUCAGACGUCUCAGUAACAAAUAAUGAAAAAAUACCUGAAUUUAAUCCUCAACACCCACCGCCAAAAAUUCAUAAAAGGAAGGAAACCUUCCAACCUCCACCAAUUUUCAAUCCGCGACUUUCAUCUCAAGAAUGUUCUAAUCUACUUGUAUCUUUAGAUGCAUCUAGGUCAACUACAGUGCCACUGAAUUUAAUGGACACAUCACCAGCAUCGGAUUUUAACACUGGUCCCAUUGUAUCAAAUUUUGCACAAUUACCACCUAUAAACAUACCAUCGCGUCAACCUUUUAUUUCCAAUGUACAGAUGAAUUUUUCAUCUGUAGUAUCACAAACAAGUAGUGGACAAGAAGUAAUAAGGGAAAUUCCAUUGCCUCUACCUCCUACGAAUAUCACUCAAGUUCUUCUACCGCCACCAAAAGAACCUUCAGUGGGAGGAAAUACCAAUCCUAAUCAAAGCACAAACAUGGAUUAUGGGUUAGAAGAUAUGCAAGAAACAAUGAAAUUUGCAAAGAAAAUAAUAAACUUGAUAGAAGAAACAGACGAUAAAGAUAAACCUGCAGUUUCUGAAUUACCAUUGACACCAUCCAAAAUUCCAAUACCAAUCGAAAGUAUACAUCGUUCUUUGUCAGUAGAGGAAGGAAAUACAAGUAAUACAAGAAAACAAAAAAAAUCUAGGAAUAAGAAAAGUAUACAAAAUGUAGUCUGUGGACCAGAAUUAAUUUGUGAGAAACAAGAGGAUAUCAAGACAAUAGAUGAGGGACAAAGUGUACAAAAUCAGAGUAAAAAUACCGAAAAUGCAUUAUUGGUAAGUGAUCAAAUAAGACCCAAGGUGGUAUUCAACUUAAACUCCAAAAUAAAGAAAAUACAUAAACCGGAAGAGUGGCAUAGGACUGUUAUAAAUAUUCCUGAAAACAGAGAAAUCUCGCAACAGAGUGCAAUUCAAAAUUCAAAUAAAGAGAGGGCUCACUCUAGGAAGCAUUCUUCUGAAAGUAAAAAUAACACGAAUCAAAAUAAGAAUAAACAAAAAGAGGCGAAAAUUAACAAAAAUGCUGAUCCACAAGUCAUCCCUAUACAUGAAAAAUCAAAUGAUACAUGUUAUCGUUCUAAAAAUUACGGAGAUUUGGAAAAAUUACAUGCGCAUUCUUCGAAUACAGCACUAACAUCUAAUGAUAUAGAUAUUCAAACAAAUCAAAAAUUAAAAAAAGAAUCUGGAAAGAAAAAGGUUUUUACUCCAGAAGCUUUAUGGAAGAAAAGAGUGAUCAGUCGUUUCUUGAAAAUGAGUAAAAACGAUAUUUGCAAUAUGGUCAAUAAUUCGAGUCUUCGUAAGUUUGAUAUUGCAAUGGAACAUCUGGUGAAAGAAAGAAGGUCGUCUCUUUCUUUAGAACUGAGAAACAUGGAAGACGAGAAAAUGAAAGAAUACGAUAGAAUAGAAUUUAUGAAUCAAUUGAACGCGAUGUUAGAUCCAAGCGCUGUUGUCGGUAUUACGGACUUACCUACAGAAUUUAUUCAUCAUUUGAGCGAAGUUUUACAACUUGAUAUACCGUUUGAUACUGAAUUAUCCGAAAGUCAAAAUGCCGAUGUCGAAGAGAUUAAAAUUAUAAAUCAGAACGAAAAUCUGGGAGUACAUUCGUGUGAGGAUGUAAGGGAGGAGAGUCUAAGAAUCCCAUCUUCUGCUGAGUAUCAAGAUCCUCAAAACGAAGAACAUGCAGAAGAUAAAUCUAUAUAUAGUAAAGAAGAAUCUACUCACUAUUCCUUGGACACAGAAUCGAAUGUUAAUAUUUUACGGCAGGAUACAAAUUCGUCGCAUCGAUCACUAUCAAAUGAUCGCGAAAUCGAGAAUGCGCAUAAAAAACAACAGCAACCACUAUUUAAUGAAGCUGACUUGGAUGAUAUAUUGUUUCAAGUAACAGAGAGAACGAAGAGUUUAUCAAACACGAGUUUGCCUGUGGAACUGGAGAAGAGCAUUGAUACAGGUUCAGGUGCUCCACUGGUUCAAACAAUAACAGAAGCUUCUAAGUAUAACACUUUCUCACAGAUUCCUAACAAAACAGUAGCUGAUCUCGAUGAUAUUUUUUCAGCUGGGAUCGCGCGAGUCAAACAGUUAGGUAAAAGUAACGCGAAUAUAGAUCACUUAAGAGCGCGUAAAUCCAGUUCCGAAGAUCGCAACAUGCGUCACGUGUCUAAACACGAAAGGUAUGAAAGAUGGAAGAGAAAGGAGCGAGAGGAUCCGGAUACAUUUAGGAAUUUAACGAAAGAAGAAUGGGAAGCGAAGUAUGGGCUAACUAACACUUUGGUAGCUUCAAUUAUUGUGCGAAAAAAUACCUCUAACAGCGCAGAAAAUUUAAGCAAAUAUGAGAGAAAUAAUCGCGCUCCGAGAUACUGCUUGUCGGAUUCACCAAUGAGACAUUUAAGCAUAAGUCCUUUAACCCGCGAAGUUUCUGUGCAUAAUUUAGAUAGGUGUAUUAGCGGUCCUAGCGAGAUGGAAGAACUACAAACAGCAGAAGAAUCGACAAGUAGUAGCGAGACCAGUUCAAGUAAUUUCAGCGACAGUGACGAGGAAAUUGUUUCUCCCAACGUGACAAAAUUGUUGAAAGUAAUAAAAGAAAAGGAAAAGAUCGCGAAGCAAAAAUCGCUCAAUGAAACCAUCAGAGAUGAAGUAGUCGCUGAGAUAGAAAAGGAAUGGAAAGAAAAGAGUAAACAUAAGGAAAGAAAAUCUCGCAAACGUGAAAAAAGGAAAAAAGACAAGAAAGAGAAACGGAGGAAAGAGAAGAGAAAAAAGAGGAAAAGGAAUUCUUAUUCGGGUUCGUCAAAAUCUAGCGAACAGACCGAAGAGUUUCGGGUACUGACAGAGGAUGAGAUCAAGAAAGAAGUAAUCGUCAAAGAGGAAUCGAUGAGUUCGUUCGAGGAGAAUGCUUCAUUGAACGACAGAACUAAUAAUACUUCGGUUAAUAAGUCAGUUGACUCACCAACUAAAUUGCGAAGUUUACAGACAGAGGAAGACUGCACUGUACUUCCUGUUACUUGUGAGACCGUAUCGUCACAACCUAAGAACAAACCCACGAUUGUUUCUGUAGUGACGCAACCGAAAACUAAAGCACAACUCAAACAAAUGCCAGAAUCCAAUAAUGCGGAACAGAGGCAAAUUAUGGAGAAAGUAACGGAAUUUACAAAGAAUAAUACAGUGAAUGUAGAUAACGAAAAGACGAAAGAUCUUCUGGAAAUGAAUAGAGAUUACGAAAUAGCAACAAAUAAUAACGAACGGAUAGACGGAAUUUUAUCUAUGAAUAUCUCUUUAGAUCAAACUAAUAUACCUUUAAUUACUGAAGAAUCAUCUCCGUCUAUUCAAUCGCACAGCGAAGCUAUCAGUGAUAAUAACACAACACAUAUAAUGUCAUUUACAACCCAUAGUAAUUCAAAUCUUGUUCUUGAUACUAGUACGAAUAAUCAGUCUGUUGAUCAAAAAGUUACUUACUCGGUGGAAAACAAGAGUGGCGGUUAUAAGAAGAUAGACAUAAAAGCAUAUAAAGAGCGCGCGUUGCAGAGACGUUUGAAGGAACUAGGCGCGUUAAAACAGGCUCCUGCAAAUUCUGCUUCGUUGAUUCGAGAAUUUCACCAUUCUCUACCUACUGAUGAAUCUAACGUUGAAUCGUUAAAAGCAAUAAGCGAAAUAAAAACUGAAAUUAAUACAAAUAAAGCACAACUAACGGAUCCACGAUUAACUACGGUAAGAUCAACGAAUACGCCUACUUCGGAGGGUUCUGAUAAAGAAGAGGCCAGAGAGAAGAAUAAUUUAGAAGAAGAGCAUCAGACCAUGGAUGUCGCGCAAGAAACUAAAGAAGCCGUGAUUUCUAUACAACCGAAAAACUUCAACGAGAAGAAUGAAAAUCGAUGCAUAGAUAUUGAUUCAAACAUUUUGAAAGACUCUGUAAAAUGUAUGGAACGCAAAAAUGAUAACAAAUCCUUGUUGAAAGUAAUUUCCAAGCAAGAAUUCGACGAAUUUCCGGAUAAAAAGAAAUCAAAAUUUGAAUCAGAGAAAAAGCCAAAGAAACCAAUUUCAGAUGUUGACUCCUCUAAGUUUAAAAAUAUUCGAUCAGAGGGAAGUAAAGAAUUGAAGUUGAAGAAAGAGAAAGCUAAGAAAUCGUGUGAAAAAAAGAAAAAGAAUUCGAAGCCGAAUGAAUCUAAAUCGAUAGAAGAAAACCCUGUAGAAAAACAUUCGCAUAAAAAGACGCCUGAUGGUAAUAAAAAAGUACCGAUUGUAAGUUCACAUGCCGCCGAUCAAAGUGAAGUUAAAAAAACAAGCAGUCAUAAUAUUCAUGAAAAUUUAUCUAAACUUCAAACUGUUGAAACGUGCUCGGGAAACGCAGAAGUGAUAAUUGAUAGCAAAACUCUACAAAAACAAGUUAAUACUCAUUCCGUGGUAAGACAAAACGACCAAGUGCUCACUGAUAGUAACAGAGAAACAGUAAGCAUUAAUGAAGAUGUUACGCUACAAGAUAAUGAAAUAAUUAUUUCAAACCAGCAGGUUUUAAAUGAAGAAAUGGCGAGAACCCAGGACCAAAACUUAAUAAGCUCGGAAAAUGCAAAAAAAAAUGAUGAAUCAGAUAAAGAAAUGGGAGAACAUACAAUUGAAGUCAAUGAAGUGAGUGCGUUCGCUGAAUCUAUGUCUGCUGUAAGCUUGAACAAACAAAAGGAUAUAUGUAACGACAUGUCAUCGCUAGGCUCAACGUCUAUUGGUCAUAUUCAAUCAAUUCGCACUGAAAAAUGUAUGACAAGUACACCACCUCUUGUUUCGAACUAUGUUAGCGAAGAAUCUCAUUCGUUAAGCGAACAAAUCGAUGUUGAUACAAUUAAUAUUAAACAUUUGCAAAAUUCCAAAGCCGCUGAUAAUUCUACUUUGGAUACGAGAAUCCAUUCGAAAGCUAUUGUUAAAAACGAUGAUAUAAAUGUAGAAACGAAUGUUGUAGAAGAGCAGGAUAGGACUAUAUCUCAGUUAAGCCAAAAAUUAAAAACUUUGGAAGAUUAUAGUAAAGUACGUGGUAAAAACGAAGCGAAAUCUCCAGAUAGUCGGAGUAGCCCGUUUAAGGGUUUUCUCGCGGAUACCAUCGAUAAUGAUAUUUGUCAAGCAUCUCUAUUAUAUCAUACAAAGAUGAACAACGCAAAUAUCAAAGAAAACACAAUAAAAGAAUAUAAAGAUCCUAAGCAACGCUUACAAACAUGUAUCAAUGAUAAACCCAUUAUAGAAUCGAAAGAGGAAAAGAAAGAUGGCGACGAAGAUUCUUCCGAGAAAAUGGACGAAGGAAACGAAAUAUUCCCAACUUCUAAUUUAGCAAAAGAGCAACAAAAUGUUACAGAAAAAACGAUAGAUCAUAGCGUGAAUGUGAAAGAUAAUACCAAGAUUGAUGAUACGACGUUGGAAAUUAAGGAUAAAGAUAUAACAAUGAAAAAUGGUCAAACUUACAACCUUUCUGCUCAGCCGAAAUUUUUAUUUCUAACUAACAUAGACAAUCAUCACGAUACACUUGACGAUGAUAGCCAGUCAUUUAUUGUUUUAGACGAAUAUAUAGAUGAUACAGAUGAAAAAUCGAUCAAGAAAUUGAGCUCUCUUGAUUUAGAUCUUGAAGAUUGCAUUGCGCGAGAUGCAGAUAUUUUUACGACUAAAUCAUUGCAGAAACAAGAGAAUUUGACGAGUGAUAUUAAAUCAUCAAGUUUUAACUCAAUAGCUUUUAACAAGUUGUCAGAAGUUUUAGAUAAGAACAAUCACGAUGGGAAACAAGAUCAAACUAAUAUAACAUCUACGCGUGAAAAUGAGAAAUCUACGUUGUCUGAAAAAACUACUGCUGUUUUUCCAUCAGAGUUAUUUGUGGCUGCAGAGAAGACUGUGAAUACUACAAAUCUAUCUUUUCCUAUAUCUCCAUCAAACGAGAAUUUAGAAGAAAAUUCAAAGAUAUUAAAAACUACUAAACCUAUUGAUUCAAUUAAUUCAGAAAUUUCAGAAGAAUAUCCACAAAAUAUUAUUAAUGCAACAUCUGAAAAUAUUUCUCAAAAAUGUGCAACGAUCGAACUAUCAUCGAUUACAGAAAUAAGAAUCGAAGAAAAGAAUGAACAUUGUACCGAUGUAUCAGAGGAUAAUUUAUUACAUAAUCUUCAAUCUUCUUGUGCAACCGAACCAGUUGUUACAUCCCUUGAAGGUGAAAGCUCACAAAAUUUAAAUGUUCCAAUAAAAAUUGCCAGGAGAAAGUCCAUAGAGAACUUUUGGAAUACUGCAUCAAUACCUGAAGCAAAUAAAGAAUUUCUAGAACUGAAGAAACAACAGCAAGUGGAUAAUAAUUUGCUAGAUAAGCAAAUAUCAGUUCCUUGCGAAAUAAGCACGUCCAUUGAUAGAAAUUUAUCUAUCAAUUGUAAUAAAGAAUACGAGGCACGAAUUUCGAAUAAAUUGAAUCAAAAAAAUAAGAAUAAGACUUUAAAUAACAUAAACAAUAAAUUGAAAAAGAAACGGAAGCCUACUAUUUCAAAGAAGAUAGUAAAGGAAGCAAUGAAGGAAGCAGAUACUGUAAAAAUUAAAUAUCCAACCAUGAAAGAAGCUGUCAUGGCUAGGAUGAUCGAAAUCGAUGUUGAAAUCCAUAAAUUAAUGACAGAAAAGAUGACCCUCUAUCAAAUGUUAACAAACGAUACUUCAUCGAACGACAAUAAUUUGCAACAAAAUAACGUGACGCACGAAGAGAAAAAAGUUGAAACGUCAGUAAUUAGACCUCAAACUCCAUCCGUGUUAAUGACACAAUUACUUCCCGUAGCAAAUCAAUGUGCCAAAGUAACUAUAGGAAGUUUACCUACAAAAGACACUCCGAUUAAUCCGAUACAGCCAAAUAAAUCUAAGACAUUGUAUAAACAUGAUCAUCAUGCAGAGAAAAGGGAAAGUUGUACUUCUACUUGUGGUUCCGAUGAUGAAGAGAUCGCAUAUCAUGCCGAAGAUACUAAAUCAUCUAAAAAAAGAAAGAGACAAAGCUCUGAAAGAGCAGUUAAAAGAUCGGAAAAUAAAUCAGACAGUCAAAAUGUAUGCAACAAGGACACACAAAGUACAGUUACAGAGAAAAAACAAGUUAAUAACGUAAUAAAAGUAACGCUUAAAAAAAUCAAUACGAAACGAACAACAAUAGAACAAAAUUCUGAUCAGGUUUCAGUGAAUGAAACUAUAUUCCAAGAAGAUAUCAAUAAAGAUAUAAUUAAAUCUCAAGAGGCUGAAAACAUUGAAUCUGUGGAACCUCAAAUACUCAAUGAAGGUACUAUUGAAAUAAAAGUACCAGAGCUUAACAAAGAAAAUUAUUUAACAAAAGAUUGCGAAGAAAAACAUGAAACCUCAAACAAGACAAGUAAUGAUGUAGAUUUAGCAAAAAAAUCAAUGGAGAACAAAACACCAGAAAGGUCAUCGAUAUAUUCGGAUGAUAGUACUUGGGAUUCUCUUCUUCAGAAUCCAACCACAGAUGAUCAAAAGAAAUCAAACACUGGCCUUGCUUUGUUAGAGGAAACGUAUAAGAAAGAAAUUGCGAAAACGCGAAGAAUAAGAGCCGAUGCGCGAAGAAAGAAAAAGAAAAAAUUAGAGAAUUUGUUACAGAUUGUGAAUACUCUAACUCCUGAUGAGGAGGAGUUACCACUGUCAGCUCUAUAUGCUAAAAAAUUGCAUCAAAAGAAACAAUUACUGGAUUCUUUCGUACAGCAAACUAAACAACAAACAGGUGAUGAUCCACAAUUAUGGAAAAACGUAGUUGAAGUGAUAAACGCAGUAGCAGAAAACAGAACAGAAGAUCUUUAUGUAGAGUCAUCAGAAAAACGAUUAACUAAUUGCUUUGAAGAUGUCGUAUCCGUUAUACCAAACCCAGAGGUAAACUCUGAAUUUAGAGACGAUAAGGAGAAACAGAUUAUAAAUUCCUCACUAAGAAAUAUUAAAGAAGUUUGCAUCGAACCAUUGGUCGAUGUUAACAUUUCUGACAAUAAAAAUGAAAGGAAUAAUGUUUCGAAGAAAGAUGAUUUACAAAUGUUAUCUAGUAAAUCGCAAGAAUUUUUAAAUAAUGAAUACUUCCAACAAGAUUUGGAAAUCAGUGUGUCAUCAAAAAUUGUAAUGAAUUUAUCCGAAACAUGUACAGAUGAUACAUCUAUGAAUAUCGAAGCAAAUUUAGUAAAAUCCUUUGUACAGCAAGCUGUAGAAAAUGAUAAUGUAAAAAUCAAUCGGUCGACCUCAAUAAAAGAUUCAGAUUCGUGUCUUACGGAAUCAAAUUCAAAUAAUAUUCGCGAUGGUCAGAAUAUCUCGAACGUCUUGGAAUAUUCGAAAAAAGCUGAAAGAAAAACUAAUAUGGAAACUAUGGAGUCUACUUUGCAAAACAAACUAAGUAAUACUGAUGAGAAUAUUGCAAUACAGGAACCUACUAACAGUCAAUUCGUAAGAACAUCUGAAGAUACUCGAAAUAAUUAUGAUGCUUCAACUGAAUCUAACAAUGAUAAAAAUAUUGCUAUUAUGGAUGAAACUGCAUCAAAGGAUAAAUUUGGUUUUAAACUAGAAAACGUAAACGAAGCAAAUAUGCAAGAUUCCUUAGUUUUGUACGAUAAAGAUAAUAAUGUUGACAAUACUGUUGAAGAAUUCGAUUGUAUACCUCAAAAUAAACGUUUUAUAAGUCUCAAAGAACGUAAAGAAUCACAUAAAAGAAAAGAUAUUGAGCGAUUUGAUAAGACUGCAUGCGAAGAAAAUAAUAAUAAGAAGUGCGCAUCUGUUUCUUCUUUUACUGAGAAUACAGAAGCAUUAAAAAGCGAUGAAGUAUUAAGUAAGAAAUCGUUUAAGCAUAAGAAAGGAAGCAGCAAGACUGCUGUUCGACGAAGCUCGAGAUAUGCCGAAGAACCUAUGAAACGUAUAAAAGUAGAGAUUGAUGUAACCGUCCCAAAUGCUGAGCAAGAGGAAAAGAAUUUCAGGAUGCAGUUUCCAAGUACAUCACCAUACGAAGAAGUCGAAACUAUAUUAGUAAAUACUAGAAGGAAUCGUAAUAUUCAAAAGCCAAUAACGAACAGGAAGCGACGCACGCCUAUUCUUUCAGAAAUUGAAGUUGUGGCACACGAAUUGAAUUCAAGUAAUGGAUCUUUAAAAAGAAUUAAAAGACACAAAAAACAUACAAUGUCCGAAAUGAUGAAUUGCGUGGUACAGAUAGUAGAUUGUAGACAUACGAUUUUGAAUCCGAAUGUAAGCUUAGACGUAUUACAAAAGUAUGGAAUAUCCAAAAUUAACACAUAUGUCUAUCCUAACUCUAUUCAAAUGGAUUCUUCCGUAAGUCUUAUGGAAUCAACAUCAACCAAAGAUUUGCCUACUGUAUGCAAGACAACAUCAUUGAGUGAAUUACCACGAAGUCAGACUUCAACAUUGAUUAAAAAAUUCGACGAUACAACACGACUUGUUAAUGAUCAAAUAAGUUCCAUUAAAAUUAAGAAAAUACCAAGAUCUGCAAAUAUGGAUUCAUCUGUAAAUGAUAGAGAAGAAUGUGCAGACCCUGAUAUCGAAGUUAUGCCAGUUUUAGUGAAGGAACCUAUUACUGUAGACAUUAUACAGAAUUGUGAUAAGCCAGAUAUUGAAAUUGUGGAAGAAAAAACGAUAGUUACUAAGAAUCAACAACACAGCAAGUCUGGAUCAACAUUGACUGCAAUAGAUACAAAUGAAGAUAAAGAACUACUGAGGACGCAAUAUACGGUUCAUAAAGGUCCUAUUUUAGAUAUUAAGGUUUUUGAGAAUUCAUUCCUAGCCGCAAGUGAAGAUGGCAGAAUAUACAGGUACAAUCAAGCAUCUAAUGGAAUAUUAAACAUCUAUAAAGGUCAUCAAGCAGCAGUAACUUGUUUAUAUGUAUACAAUACAACUAGCACAGAUAUUAGCAAAGAAUGGAUGUUCUCUGGUUCAUUGGAUGGAACCUUACGAUGUUACAACAUAAUGACUGGAGUACAAGUGAGAGAUACAGCAGAUAUAGGUAGCCCCAUACAAUGUAUGGAUGAAGCAUGGGGAAUAAUUUUUAUUGGUACUAAAUCAGGGCAUGUAUCUCGCUAUCAUAUAAAGUCAGGUACAAUUAAAGGAAACAGCAUACAGUUCUCAGAUAAGUCUGUAUUAGCUUUAAAAGCAACUAACGAGGGUCCACGAAGAGUUCUUAUCGUAGCAUCACGUAGUCAACCGAUAACGAUACGAGAUGCUCAAAAUGGCCUAUUUCUUCGGACAAUUUGUGGUCAGAAAAGUCACACUGUGUAUAGUUUGAUGCGUGAUAAUCAUUUGAUUUAUUGUGGUACAAGUAGCACAUCUAUACUUGUCUUUGAUUUUACGAAUGGCGAACAAACAAUGCAGUAUGAUGCUGGUGUAGGAAUUGUAUGCAUGCGUCUGUAUAAACAACUAUUAUUUGCUGGUUGUUAUGAUGGAAAUAUUUAUGUAUUUAAUACAAAGGAUCAUCAACUUGUAUGCAGUAUACCUGGACCUGGUAAUAUGUUAUUAAGUAUGGAAGUCAUAGACAAUAAGAUCAUAGCUGGUAGCAAAGAUAAACGUUUGCAAUCAUGGCAAAUGCCACGACAAGUACGAUCUUUGCUAUAGAAAGUGAAUCAAGCUUGAUUUGACAGAUCCUAGUCUAGUCGUGCUCCGAGGAAAAAGAUUAUUAAAUUUGGAGUACAAUCUGCCUAUGAAAUCAUUGUACAGACUCAGAGGAGUUACUUUGUAAUAUAUAUACAUAUAUACAUUUUA